Molecule: messenger RNA, 659 nt
Organism: Paramecium pentaurelia
Lineage: Eukaryota; Ciliophora; Oligohymenophorea; Peniculida; Parameciidae
Source: the annotation of a GenBank genome assembly
AUGAGUGAUUUUAGAGAUUUUGAUAUCAAGCAAUUACAUGACAAUAUUUAAAGUUGUUUCUAAUAUUUAGAUAAGAGGAUAUAUAGAGCUAUGAAUGUAGCCCCAAUUAGCAAUACUAUAAUUAUUGAAAAACCUAAUACAGCUAUGUAUGUUAUAAGAUGAUUUCAAGUGCUCAUGAAUACAAAGAAUUAUAAAAUCAUGUGAAAUAACUAUAAUUAAAAUAUGAUGAGGUUUGUUACAAGUACAUGUAACUUUUAACAAACUACUAAAAAAUAAAGAUUACAUUAAAAUUAUAAGAAGAAGAAAUAGAACAAUAAUGUGAAUUAAUCAAAGAGAUGAAAUUAAUACGUCUACAAUAACCUUAAGUCAUAUAGAUACCAGUUUAUGAAUAUUUGAGAGAGUUUACUAGAAACAAUCAUAGUCAAUUAAGUAAUUUUUUAUAAAUAUUGAUGCAUACAAAAAAGAUGGAUCUUUCUAUGAUUGAAUUACUAUAAAAUAUUGAGAAGUACUACAGACCAUAAAAUAAGUAAUUAUUUUAAGAUAAAUACAUUUAUCCAAAAGUACCGUUAAAAAAAAUAAGAGAAAGGAUAUUAAAAACAUUGCCUGAUUAGAUUGUUUCAUAGAAUUUAAUACCUGAAAGAUCAAUAUCAUUUUAAUGA